GCCAGCAGUUCGGCCACUUCCUGCUUGAGGUGCGCUGAGACCAUGGACGCCGAGCCGCCCCCUUUGGAGGAGCGCCGUCGGCUGCAGGAGGAGCUGAGCGAGUUCGUGGAGAGCUGCUGCCGGACGCUGGAGGAGGUGACAGCGUCCCUGGGAUGGAGCCUGGAUCAGCUGGACCCCGGGGACGAGGCGGCGGAGGAUGAAAUCGCCAUAUGCCCUUAUGAUUCUAAUCAUCACAUGCCUAAAUCAUCACUAGCAAAGCACGUGGAGUCUUGCAGAUUGAGGAAACUGGGCUAUGACAAAGAGGAAGAGAAUGAUAUGUACAAUCCUGCUUUUUUCUAUGAGAAUUUGAAGAUUCCUUCGGUUACUUUGAAUAAGGAUUCACAGUUCCAGAUAAUCAAACAAGCUAGAACUGCAGCUGGAAAAGAUGGUGAUUGUUACAGUCAAAGAAUGUAUUCUUCAAUGCCUGUUGAAGUUCCUCUGAAUCAUAAACGAUCUGUUUGUGACCUUACCCAAGCAGAUCGUCUUGCCCUUUAUGAUUUUGUCAUUGAGGAGACAAAGAAAAAGCGUUCUGGUUCUCAAGUCAUUGAAAAUGACAGUGAUCUGUUUGUAGACUUGGCUGCUAAAGUCAAUCAAGAUAAUAGCCGAAAAAGUCCAAAAUCUUACCUAGAAAUCCUGGCAGAAGUGAGAGAUUAUAAAAGAAGACGCCAGUCCUACAGAGCUAAGAAUGUUCAUAUAACCAAAAAAUCUUAUACUGAGGUAAUUCGGGAUGUGAUAAAGGUGCACAUGGAAGAACUCAGUAACCAUUGGCAAGAAGAACAAGGAAGAGCAGAAGAUGGUGCUGAAAAGAAUGAAGAAAGGCGAUCAGCUUCGGUAGACUCGCGACAGUCUGGUGGAAGUUACUUGGAUGUUGAAAGUUCACGACAUAGAAGGGGUCGGAGUAGGAGCCCACACAAACGAAAAAGAAAUAAGGAUAAAAAUCCUGAGUCAAGGAGAAGGAAAGAGAGGGAUGGAGAAAGACAUCAUAGUCAUAAAAGAAGAAAGCAAAAAAUAUGAACAGAAUGUAAAUGCAUUAAUUACGCUUACGAAUAAAUAUGCUGGUGUUUUAAUUGUAAUCUUUGCAUAGGAGAAAGUGGCUGUUAUGAUCAUGUAAUGAUCAUUUUAAUAAAUGUUUCCAACCAUGAGACAAAA
This is a messenger RNA of Meriones unguiculatus (Mongolian gerbil), 1188 nucleotides long. It is a transcript of the gene Snrnp48, whose product is annotated as small nuclear ribonucleoprotein U11/U12 subunit 48. Lineage: Eukaryota; Metazoa; Chordata; Mammalia; Rodentia; Muridae. The record is from RefSeq and is a predicted model, not a curated record. Bases 43 to 1053 code for a protein of 336 amino acids. Gene Ontology annotation, cellular component: nucleoplasm; cytosol; U12-type spliceosomal complex. The transcript is spliced from 9 exons.